Drosophila teissieri is the source of this 1152-nucleotide messenger RNA. Its product is annotated as opsin Rh3. Gene Ontology annotation, molecular function: G protein-coupled receptor activity. The coding region runs from base 1 to 1152 and encodes 383 amino acids. Gene Ontology annotation, biological process: visual perception; G protein-coupled receptor signaling pathway. Gene Ontology annotation, cellular component: membrane. NCBI's taxonomy places the organism in Eukaryota, Metazoa, Arthropoda, Insecta, Diptera, Drosophilidae. The transcript has a single exon. The record is from RefSeq and is a predicted model, not a curated record.
AUGGAGUCCGCUAACGUGUCGUCGAGUCUGUUUGGCAACGUGUCCACCGCGCUGCGGCCGGAGGCGCGGCUCUCCGCCGAAACGCGACUGCUGGGCUGGAAUGUGCCGCCGGAGGAGCUGCGUCACAUCCCCGAGCACUGGCUAACUUAUCCGGAGCCGCCCGAGUCGAUGAACUACCUGCUGGGCACGCUGUACAUCUUCUUCACCCUGAUGUCGAUGCUGGGCAAUGGACUGGUGAUCUGGGUCUUCUCGGCAGCCAAAUCGCUGCGCACUCCCUCCAAUAUACUGGUCAUCAAUCUGGCCUUCUGCGACUUCAUGAUGAUGGUCAAGACUCCAAUAUUCAUCUACAAUAGUUUCCACCAGGGAUACGCACUGGGUCAUCUGGGAUGCCAGAUCUUUGGGAUCAUUGGCUCCUAUACGGGAAUCGCUGCCGGUGCCACGAAUGCGUUUAUAGCCUACGAUCGAUUCAAUGUGAUCACGCGACCCAUGGAGGGCAAGAUGACGCAUGGCAAGGCCAUUGCCAUGAUCAUAUUCAUCUACAUGUACGCCACUCCUUGGGUGGUAGCCUGCUACACGGAGACUUGGGGUCGUUUUGUGCCGGAGGGCUAUCUGACCUCCUGCACCUUCGACUAUCUAACCGACAACUUUGAUACGCGCCUCUUUGUGGGCUGCAUCUUCUUCUUCAGCUUCGUGUGCCCCACCACGAUGAUCACGUACUACUACUCCCAGAUUGUGGGCCAUGUCUUCAGCCACGAAAAGGCACUGAGAGAUCAGGCUAAGAAGAUGAACGUGGAGUCUCUGCGCUCGAAUGUGGACAAAAGCAAGGAGACGGCGGAAAUCCGGAUAGCCAAAGCGGCCAUCACCAUCUGCUUCCUGUUCUUUUGCUCGUGGACGCCGUACGGAGUUAUGUCGCUGAUUGGCGCCUUUGGGGAUAAGACCCUUUUGACGCCCGGAGCCACAAUGAUUCCCGCCUGUGCCUGCAAAAUGGUGGCCUGCAUCGAUCCGUUCGUGUACGCCAUAAGUCACCCCAGAUACCGCAUGGAGCUGCAAAAGCGAUGUCCCUGGCUGGCGCUCAACGAAAAGGCGCCGGAAUCGUCGGCUGUCGCCUCCACCAGCACCACCCAGGAACCGCAGCAAACCACCGCCGCCUAA